CCCGGAUUCCUGCGGCUUUGAGCACGUCUUCGUGGGCGAGUCCAAGCGGGGGCAGGAGAUCAUGGGGCUCCACAAUUGGGUGCAGUUCUACCUGCAGGAGAAGAGGAACAACAUCGACUACAAAGGGUUCGUGGCCCGACAGCACAAGAGCCGGCCGGAUGAAGACGAUCAGGUGUUGAACCUGCAGUUCAGCUGGAAGGAUCUGGUGAAGCCGGUGGGCAGCAGCUUUGUGGGGGUCAGCCCGGAGUUUGAGGUGGCGGUCUACACCAUCGUCUUCCUCACAUCCCAGGAAAAGCUGAGUAAGGAGGUGGUGCGGGUGGAGGAGUACGAGCUCCAGAUCGUGGUCAACCGCCACGGCCGCUACAUCGGCACCGCCUACCCCGUCCUGCUGAGCAGCAACAACCCCGACCUGUACUGAGCGCCCCCUAGUGUCCGCUCACAGCUCUGCAACUCUCAAAGACUUCAGAUUCCUCAUCAUUUCCAGGAUCCCUGCUUGCUGUCAGUGAAUGGAAGACACCGUCCUGACCGGAUACAAUGGGAGGAUUUGGUUUGUUCCCAUUCACUGACAGCAAGCAAGGGUCUUGAUGUAAAUUAAAACAGUGUUUCCCAGCCAGGGUGCCUCCAGCUGUUGUAAAACUACAACUCCCAGCAUGCCCGGACAGCCAAAGGCUGAAAUGCUGGGAGUUGUAGUUUUACAACAGCUGGAGGCACCCUGGUUGGGGCGCUUCUUCUUUUUUUUUUUUUUUUUGUGAUAGCGGUAUAAGGGCAUUCCUAUGAUAACACUUCCUGGCGCCCCUUGACUUUGUCAGUUCAGGGUUAUCAUAGGGAUCCAAUGGCUGCUGCAUACAAACAGUCAGAAUCCAGGUAAGGAAAUCUAAGCUAGCCUCUAAUUAGUUUGCUUUUGAGGCUCGGCGUCCCUAUGACAACACUUCCUGGCCCACACUCAGCUUUGACAGAUCAGUGUUAUCAUAGGGACUCUGGGCCUCAUAGAAAUCAAUUAGAAGCUAGCUUUUAUUUCUUUACCUGAAUUCUGAUUGAUUGUAUGCAACACUCCGAGAAUCCCUAUGAUAACACUUCCUGCUACCUCUUAUUUUGACAGUUCGGUGCUAUCAUAGGGACGCUGGCCCUCAUAUGAAAAUAUUAGAGGUUGGCUUAUAUUUCCUUACAUGGAUUAUGAUUGGUCAUAUGAGACACUCCCACCAUUCCUAUGAUAACACUUCCUGGCCCGCCAUUGGCUUUGAUCAAUCAGUGUUUUCGUAGGGAUGCUGGUAGUACCUCAUAAGACCAAUUGUUUCCCUAUUGGUCAACAAUUGGUUGCAUUGGAAGUUGAGUGUUAUCAUAGGGACACUGGGAAAUUAAUUAGAACAGUGUUUCCCGACCAGGGGGCCUCCAGCU
This is a messenger RNA of Hyla sarda, 1395 nucleotides long. RefSeq names its product poly(U)-specific endoribonuclease-A. The record is from RefSeq and is a predicted model, not a curated record. Lineage: Eukaryota; Metazoa; Chordata; Amphibia; Anura; Hylidae. Gene Ontology annotation, molecular function: RNA endonuclease activity.